AUGGCUCCCGUCACCGAUUUUGCCGUCAAGGACACUUAUCCGUACCUGGAAGGGUUUGGUAACUACCACUCAUCCGAAGCUCUCCAGGGCGCAAUCCCUGUGGCGAACAAUACCCCCGUGAAACCUCCAUACGGGCUUCGCACAGAGCGACUCAGUGGGACUUCAUUCGUUGCGCCGCGCAAUCUGAUGUUACAAACGUUCAUGUAUCGCGUUGCGCCAUCUUUGGAUCAUGAUCCAUUUGAACCCCUAGAUGCUCAGCCUCCCAAAGUGCCGGAUUUCAUAUCUCCCAACUCGUACCUAUGGCCGCAGCUUCCCUCUGAUCCAACAGCUGAUUGGAUUUCUGCACAAAAGCUCCUGGCCAGGAAUGGUGACCCUAUGGGUAAAGAUGGGCUUGCCAUCUGGACUUGGAGCGUGUCACAAGAUAUGGAACCAAGAACGGCCUUCUGCUCUAUCGAUGGCGACGUGCUCAUUAUUCCUCAGGCGGGUUCUCUUGAUAUCCAGACCGAACUGGGCAAGUUGUUGGUCAGGCAGAACGAGAUUGCUUUGAUUCCCCGAGGGAUACGGCAUCGUGUCACAUUACCCGCAGGUCCCGCUCGAGGGUACAUAUGCGAAUUGUUCCACGGCCAUUUUCGUCUUCCAGAACUUGGCCCUGUAGGUAGCACUGGGCUCGCCAAUACCCGAGAUUUCCAAAUCCCUGUGGCCUAUUUCGACGGGAGUGUCGAAGACGGAGUGGCCAUUUCGAAUGAUGUGGGAACCAAACACACGAUCGUAACACGCCAGAAUGGUCGGCUGUGGCACUGCGAGCAGACACAUACACCUUUUGACGUGGUAGCCUGGCACGGCACGAACUAUCCCUCGAAGUAUGAUCUGGCGAGGUUUUGUGUUAUGGGAAAUCUCCUCUUUGACGAACACGAUCCAUGCCUCUACACUGUGUUGACUGCACCCUCUCACGGCGAACCGGGCAAUUCGGUUGUCGACUUUGCCAUAAUCCCUCCGCGUUGGAUGGUAACCGAAAAUACCUUCCGCCUGCCGUAUUAUCAUCGAAACACCAUGUGCGAGUUUUUUGCCCCCAUAAUCAAUUCCCAAGACAUCGAUUAUCCGUUCAAUGGGGGGGCUGAUUUCAAGCCUCUGGGAGCAGGAUUGCACGGUAGCAAUGUGAUUCAUGGCCCUACGGAAAAGAGCUUUCAAGAAGCUCGGGAAGGCUCCAACGACCUAGAGAAGGUUGACAACCUGGGUAUCACAAUCUUCUUGCUUGAGACAGAGAAGCCGUUAUACCUAAGUGACCGGGCCGCCAAACUAGCAGCUGAGGCUUCGACAAAGGCCGCAGCUAAAGCAAGAUCCAGAGUCCCGAAAAAUAACAAACUGUAA
This is a messenger RNA of Clonostachys solani, 1368 nucleotides long. The record is from the annotation of a GenBank genome assembly. NCBI's taxonomy places the organism in Eukaryota, Fungi, Ascomycota, Sordariomycetes, Hypocreales, Bionectriaceae.